Ananas comosus (pineapple) is the source of this 924-nucleotide messenger RNA. RefSeq lists its product as uncharacterized. The coding region runs from base 163 to 924 and encodes 253 amino acids. NCBI's taxonomy places the organism in Eukaryota, Viridiplantae, Streptophyta, Magnoliopsida, Poales, Bromeliaceae. Gene Ontology annotation, cellular component: nuclear pore inner ring; nuclear pore. Gene Ontology annotation, biological process: RNA export from nucleus; protein import into nucleus. Gene Ontology annotation, molecular function: structural constituent of nuclear pore. The record is from RefSeq and is a predicted model, not a curated record. The transcript has 8 exons.
UGACGCAACGUGCCCCGUUUUUGGUCGAAAGAGCAAAGCGGGAAAUAGGAGGAGCAAAACCCUGAAAAUAGAAAGAGCAAAACCCUGGGAGCUCGCUCUCACCUCUUCCUUCUCCCCCUCUAGGGUUUCGGCAUUUCGCGAGCGUCCGAAGCUUUGUCGCCCAUGGCGAGCGCCGCGGCGGCCACCACCCAAGCGGCGGCGACGGCGACGGCGACGGCGGCGACGGCGACGACGAACCCUAAACUCGUGGAUGAAUCCCUCUGGUGGGAUCCCUUCGUCCUCCUCUACGACGACCUCGACCGAGCCCCUCUCUCCGACGAGCUUCCUCACGUUCUGGUUAACAAGAUCAAGAACAACCGCUCCUGGUUCUUGGAAUCCCUCACGCGCUUUAAACCCCCGAACGAGGUAUCGAGGAGAGCUCUUGAUUCCCCCGAGUUGAUUCUAGGGUCGCAGCGCUUGGUCAUAAAGGCCGAGCUCAAAGAAACCGCCCUCCGCGCUAGCAAAUGCCUGAAUUUAGAUGAGGUGCAAACAUACAUUAUUGUUGAAAGAUCCUUGGAGUUCAUUAUACCUGUUGACGAUAUCGAUGGUCAGGCGCUUUUGCAUUCGGUGUUGUCACAAUAUUACCUUGAGCGGCAAUGCUUGCUGAAGUGUGUCAGGAAAAUCCUCGUGCAUGCCUGUCCGAGUUCGAGUGCCCCGGGCGAGCGUGAGGAGAUUACUAGUGUUCUUCGCAAGCUGAACACAAUGUUUGAAAAGGAGCGCCUCAGGCGUACGCCUCAGCACCUAGUGUAUGCAAACGAUGAAUCUCAUACAACUGAAUCUCUUAGGAGGGAGGUCUUGCAACUAGUUAAUGACGGGCUGGAAAGGAAGCUGCUAUCCAUCUUACAGGACCUACUUUCACCUGUAACUUAUGCAAAAACUGUAUGA